AUGAACACCAGCGGUUUCAUGAAUGGCAGCGGGGGGAUCUGCAGGCAGUUGGAGAUCCCGCUGGAGGUGUAUCUGAUAUUAGGGGGGGUGGGUAUGCUGGAGAACCUUCUGGUGAUCAUUGCCGUGGUCAACAACAGAAACUUGCACUCCCCCAUGUACCUCUUCAUCUGCAGUUUGGCCAUGGCUGAUAUGCUGGUGAGUGUGGGCAAAGCCUCGGAAGCGGUCAUUAUCUUCUUGGACCAGAACAGUCACCUGCUGACUGAGACCUUGAUCGAUCACCUGGACUACCUCUUUGACUCCUUGAUCUGCAUCUCGCUGAUAGCCUCCAUCUUAAGCUUGGGAGCCAUCGCCACUGACCGCUACCUCACCAUUUUCCACGCCCUGCGUUACCACCAGAUCAUGACAGUCAAGCGAGCUGCCUUGAUCAUCUCAGCCUUGUGGACCUUCUGCACCUUCAGCGGAAGUUUUAUCAUCAAGUUCAACCGCAAGAAUGCGUUUCCUGGCUCGCUGAUUACCAUGUACUUCACCACGUUGUUUGUCAUCGUGUCACUUUACGUCUACAUGUUCCUGCUCGCUCGCAGACACGCCCAGUGCAUCCGAUCACUCCCGGGGCAGAGAGUCCACCAGGGAACCAGCUUGAAAGGAGCCAUCACUUUGACCAUCCUCCUCGGGAUCUUCAUCAUCUGCUGGGCACCGUUCUUUCUGCACCUCAUCCUCGUGUUGGCCUGUCCGUCAAACCCUUACUGCACCUGCUAUAUGUCUCUCUUUCAAGUGGACUUGAUCCUUAUCAUGUGCAACUCCAUCAUUGACCCUCUUAUCUUCGCCUUUCGCAGCCCGGAGUUGAGGAACACGUUCAAGAAAAUGUGUAUUUGUUUCAAUAAGCAGCUGUACUGA
Callorhinchus milii (elephant shark) is the source of this 894-nucleotide messenger RNA. Its product is annotated as melanocortin receptor 4-like. The record is from RefSeq and is a predicted model, not a curated record. Gene Ontology annotation, cellular component: membrane. NCBI's taxonomy places the organism in Eukaryota, Metazoa, Chordata, Chondrichthyes, Chimaeriformes, Callorhinchidae. The coding region runs from base 1 to 894 and encodes 297 amino acids. The transcript has a single exon. Gene Ontology annotation, biological process: G protein-coupled receptor signaling pathway. Gene Ontology annotation, molecular function: melanocortin receptor activity.